AGAAACAAAUAGGGAGAGAGCGAGUCGUGUAAUCGAGAAGGAGAAAGGCAGCAGACGGGAGAAAUGGCAGCGGCAGCGCCCCACCACCCGCGCCAAAGACCGCCGCUGCCACCGCAGACUAGACCCGUCCCUCCUCCGAGUAGGGCCCACCCUCUCAGUCGUUGGCCCGGCCUGGAACCAAUCGAUCGCGAAAAGACUUGCCCUUUAUUGCUUCGAGUUUUCACAAAGAUUGGAAGUCACCACAAGAUGGAAGACUUUGCAGUUGGAGGCAAAGAACCCAAGGAUGAGGUUCAAAUAUAUACGUGGAAAGAUGCAACUCUUCACGAACUAACUGACCUUCUCUUUUAUCAGGUCAAAGAGGUGGUUCCCGAGGCAAGGAGGCAAAGUGCAAGACUGUCAUUUGCUUUUGUAUAUCCUGAUAUACAUGGUCGUUUUAUGUUGAGAGUGGUGGGAGUGACACAUUCAAAUGCAAGACGGCCAUAUGAUGCCAAGGCAUUGGGUGAACUCAGCUUCCAGAUUGGAGAUUACUUAGAUGUGGCAAUCCUGUAAGGGUAAAGCUUCUGGGUGAAUGGUGUCAAACUGACAAUGAUGUUGUGUGGAUAAUGGUCUCUUCUCGAUUGAUCUUGGAAGGCCUGUCAUUCAUCAGGGUUUUUUUUUUUUCUUUUUUUUUGUUAAUGGAAGCUCUAUUUUUCUUUUGUUGGCAGUUAGAAUUCCUUAGGUGUUAGAACGAAGUCAUGUAUGAAUGCAAGUAUUAUGGAUGGUGCUAAAUUAUACUUUACCGUUGGUUUGCUAUCUCUUUAAAGAGAUGAAAAAAGGCAAAGGGGAAAGAAUUGAAUAGAUGAUCUCUCAAAUCUAAUCCUAA
This is a messenger RNA of Jatropha curcas, 862 nucleotides long. NCBI's taxonomy places the organism in Eukaryota, Viridiplantae, Streptophyta, Magnoliopsida, Malpighiales, Euphorbiaceae. The record is from RefSeq and is a predicted model, not a curated record.